Molecule: messenger RNA, 1791 nt
Organism: Eriocheir sinensis (Chinese mitten crab)
Lineage: Eukaryota; Metazoa; Arthropoda; Malacostraca; Decapoda; Varunidae
Product: N-terminal Xaa-Pro-Lys N-methyltransferase 1-like
Exons: 2
Coding region: 221-976 (251 amino acids)
Biological process (GO): N-terminal protein amino acid methylation
Cellular component (GO): cytoplasm
Molecular function (GO): N-terminal protein N-methyltransferase activity
Source: RefSeq, a predicted model, not a curated record
GCCGAGUAGUGCCCGCACCGAAACGUCCCUCCCAGCGGCCAGCCAGCCAGCUGUGUUUGUUUACGCGCCGAGGCACGCAGCACACGCCGCGCGGCACGUGGCCCGCCACCCAGCGCCUCAGCGUACCUGCCGUCACCUGCAGGGCUUCCUCGCCUCAGCUGAGCCACGGAGUCUUCAGGCAGGACGAGGAACAGAGACAUAGGAAUCAACAACUGAAAAUAUGGAUGCCGAGGUCCUCAGCUCCAUGCCAGAGGACCCUGUAAUGAACACUACAGAUGAUGAGACAGAGGAUGAGGAUAUGGCGAAAGCAAUGUUAGCUCAAGCAGACCCUUCCUUCUAUUCUGAUGCAGCAGCUUACUGGAGCAAAGUGCCAGCCACAGUGAAUGGAAUGCUUGGAGGGUUUGCCCACAUCCAUGGUCCUGAUAUUAAUGCUUCAGAACAUUUCCUGCAGAGCAUCUUUAAGAUGAAAGAUCCUCCUGGCCAUGGGCGUGCAGCAGACUGUGGGGCUGGCAUUGGCAGGAUAACUAAACACUUCUUACAAAAGCAUUUUGGGAAGGUUGACCUAGUUGAACAGUGCCAAAGCUUCCUAGAUCAAGCAAAAGAAUCCCUAAAAAAUUCCAAGAAGAUUGGAGAGUACUUGUGCCAAGGUUUGCAGCAUUUCUCUCCAGAUGUUAACACAUAUGAUGUUAUUUGGACCCAGUGGGUAUUAGGCCACCUAACAGAUACAGAUCUUCAAGACUUUUUUAGGAAAAUGGCUUGUGGAUUGAAGCCCAAUGGUGUUAUUGUUGUGAAGGAAAAUGUUACAUCUUCAGGAACAGUAGAAUUAGAUGAACAAGACUCAUCUGUAACUAGACCUGAAAGUGUACUUCUGAGCAUUAUAGAUAAGGCUGAAUUAAAAGUUGUAAAAAAUGUAAAGCAGCCAAAUUUGCCCAAAGGUCUUUAUGAGGUGAGAAUGCUGUGCCUAAAGCCUAAAUAAAUAUACACGAAGGUGAGGUGGUUAGGAGAAAAAGACCCAAGAAUUCAGAGUUAUAUAUGUUACAGUAAAAUCUUCAAAACAGUAAAUUUGUAAAUUUCCUAGAGUUUCAGGAAAUUUAAAAAGUGAGUUUCAAUCAGUAAAUUCACAAAAUUACUAAAAAAUUUAGGUUAGGUUAGGUUAGUUGAUGCUCCAGUAAAUUUGUAAACUAAAAAAUUUAGGAAAUUUACAAAUUCAAUGGAGCAUCAACUAACCUAACCUAACCUAAAUUUUUUAGUAAUUUUGUGAAUUUACUGAUUGAAACAGUCACUUUUUAAAUUUCCUGAAAAUUCUAGGAAAUUUACAAAUUUACUGUUUUGAAGAUUUUACUGUAACAUAUAUAAGGUGCUCAGUAGAUCAUUCAGAAGGAGUUGAAAAAAAAUGUUCAAAGAUAUUUGGAGGUCAACAUUUUUACAGUAUAUAAUUACAAACUCUUUCCAAUUAGAUCAUGUACAUUUUGAUAGGUUAUGCCUUCUAUUUUGGUAGCAAAAUUCAAUACCUUUGGGUUGUUUGGGAUUGAAAGUUAAGAAUCUCUGUAAACUGCCACUUUGUUCAGCAAUUCUCUGUAAUUCAGAUAUGUAAGACUUUUAAAUUUAUAAUACUCAUACUCUUCUGGCUCUACCUAUUACACUGUUAAUAGUAAUGAGUGUGGACUGAGCAGAGCAUCUUCCUGCAGUUCAGUCAUUUUGUUUGAGUGUCUGGAUGAGUAAGAAAUAUUAAACCACACAUUAAAAACACUUGUCAUCCUCAUUAAAUGAUCAAAUUUACCAUCAUUCAUU